Molecule: messenger RNA, 678 nt
Organism: Lycium barbarum (goji berry)
Lineage: Eukaryota; Viridiplantae; Streptophyta; Magnoliopsida; Solanales; Solanaceae
Product: proteinase inhibitor type-2 TR8-like
Exons: 2
Coding region: 112-468 (118 amino acids)
Molecular function (GO): serine-type endopeptidase inhibitor activity
Source: RefSeq, a predicted model, not a curated record
AGUCGUGAUUUUCAUGUGUUGUCCUGCUAGAUCCCUCAUCUGCUAUAAAUAGGUGGAUAGGAUAAAACUCCUUACUCAACAAAAAUCAAGUACCACUAAAAUUAUUCGAGUAUGGAUGUUUACAAAGUUAGUUACCUUGUUCUCCUCCUUGUAUUUGGAAUAAUUCUGCUUGUCAGUAAUGUCGAACAAGUAGAAGCCGAGACUUGCUCGAAAAAAUGUGAUGAGAGAAUUUACUAUGAGAUUUGCCCAGGAGUAAUUCGUGACAUAUGCAUUAACUGUUGCGAAGGGAAAUUGGGUUGUGCUUAUUUUAGUGGUAGUGGAGAUCUUGUUUGUAAAGGAUCGAAAACAGACACAAGCAAAGCGGAGGAUGAUAAGCUAGAAGGAUGUAACUAUAUCAGUGAAUUAGAAACUGUCCGUUGUAUGGAGCCAGAUGCUGUCCAAAAAUUCACGAGGUUACUAUAUCAGUGAAUUAGAAACUGUCCGUUGUAUGGAGCCAGAUGCUGUCCAAUAAUUCAAGAGGUUGUUGUUUCCUAAUAAAUAAUCUGAACGUACUAUAUAUAUAUAUAUAUAUAUGAUCUGUCAUUCAUGUAAUUUGUCAUAUGGUGCAGUGGAGCUUUCCACAGCUGUGUACCCUAGUUUUCAGUGUGUUUAAUAAUGAAUGGAAGAUGUUUUUAUCUA